UGAUUCCUUUUCUCCUCACUCAAUCCCUUUGACAUUUCUCCUUUUUUCUUUUCCUUUGACUACCGAGACCAGUUCCCACCGUCCCAAGGUUCAACAAAGAGAUCUCAAAGAUCAUCCAAGACUUCCAGGUUACUAGAAACUUACUACUCGAAGCGUACGAGGUACAAUCCCUCCGCAAAUAGAUCAUCCACCAUCAAUGAAUACUUCCCGCUUCAGUUAAUCGAUAAGAUCUUCCCUCGCUUUUCCCAACAGACCAGCCAAUAUAAUCCUUUCCAGGGUCGCCCACAAGCCAUUCACACUAGUCAAACCAACAAUCCUAUUGGGUGGUCAGCGUUUACGAGGGAGGGGAGGAUACUCCGUCCCAGCCAAAGAGACCAUUCGAACGAAGCACGCAAUAUCUUUUUGACGAUAAUAAAUUAUAAUCUUCAAUUAUUAUUAUUAUUAUUAUUAUUAUUAAAUUUUCCCUCGAAUUCUAAUAUACAAUACCCCCCUCUCCCUCUCCGUCUUCGAUUUCAUAAAGUCCUCUUUCACUUUAUGUUUCGCUAUCGUCUUUCCGGCUCCCGAACAAACAUUGAACUUUCUGGUCGGAAUAUAACCUUAAGGAAUUGAUAAAUCACAUCAAUCCAUCCCCUUUUCCCCGCCAGCAUUUAUCCCGCACAACAAACACAUUGUUAAGAUAUUGGUCAAUUCAUCUCGCCCAACAUAACAAAUCACAUCAACGCACUCACACAUCUUAUUAUUGGACCGAACUUUCCUGUGCUCCAAAUUCCAUUUCCGGAUCGCAACAUUUCGCUCACUUCCAUCCCUUCCAUCCCUUCCAUCCCACUCUUCCGAUUUCGCCAAUUAAUUUCCUACGGGAGCCAUAUCGGUAGAAAUAUUAAUCUCUUAUCAGCACGGAUUCACAAUAGAUCCCUAGUACUAGUUUUAUCUGCCUAGCUAGCAUCUAGUAUUUAUUGCCUAGAGUCUAGCAUCGGGCAUCUAGUAUCUAUCUACCCACCUCGAGCCUCCCUAGUCCAACCCACUAUUACAUUAAAAAGAUCAUUCAUAGAGUCACAUCUCAAGAAUCUUUUUAAUCGCCAAUCGAGAUUAAAUAAAAAGAAAUCCAAUCCUUGAUUUGAUUUCACUCCAUUUUGUUUUGUUUCUGACCGUUCUAAUUCACCAUCACGAGAAACAUUCACAAGACCGAGAUCAACCGGGGAAGAAUCCAUCCUGAGAACUUAUCUACGACAUAUAAGAUACCAAGAUAUAUUUCACAUUCACGUACAACCAACAAUUAACAUCAAGCAUCUUCUACGACUUUCCUCUCUCUGGACAUAUCGAGACAAUCCUUGAGAUUCAUAGGAUAUCAAAGGAAGAAUACAUCUUCCCAACUGCCAAAAUGGCACACUCAACAAGACCAUCCGUUACCCGAACACACACGGCUCCUUCUCUUGCUCUAUCUCCAAGAACAAGCUCCGAAAAGAACACUGAGAAGAAGACCAACCACGUACGUAGAAAGUCCGGAAAGGAACUUGCGGUAGUGGCGGAAAAGAGAACUAGUCGACCUACAACUUUACACAGAAGGACUACACCGCAAGUUAUUACCAAGGCUGCCAGAAGUAAGGAGAGGGAAAGUCAAUACGUGGAGAAAGAUAACGGGGAGAGCUUUCCACAGUUCUGUAUGACUUGCGAAAAGCAAUUUACACCACCCAACAAUACCUUUCUGUAUUGCUCUGAACAAUGUCGUGUUCAUGAUCAAGCACCAACAUACACUUCUCGAUCAAACCCAUAUGCAACUGCACCAAACUCUCCACCAUUGACUCCAUUCUUGUCAAGUGCAGCUGUAUACUCCCCAGAAGAACCUCGAGAUAUUGUACCACGACUCUCUCCUACACAAUCUAGACCUCGAUCAUACUUCAACUCAUCGCCAUAUCCAACCGAUUUCUCCGUCGCAUACCACGUACCCUCCUCAUCCCUCCCAGCAUCGCACUUCUAUACUUCAUCCCAGGCCGAUACACAUUCAUCGAGUGCCUUGGAAAGCUUGAGAGAGUUAGCCACAGCGCUACCGCGAACACAUCAACCCCAGGAACCAGAAUCUCCACCGACUACUACACUCUCGAGGACAUCUUCGCAAGUCUGGAACUACAUGCCAUUCACAACCAAAACCACAACACCUACACCCCUUGCCACACCCGGAAACUCAUACUCCAACACCGGCAGCAGUUAUUCCGCUCGUCGAAGCCGAGAAGACUUGUAUGCUUUCGGAGCUGGCCAAACAUUUACUAGCACCGGGGGUAUGGGUAUGGGUAUGGAUCGUCCCUUGCCACCUCGAAGUGGUCCAGGUGGUUACGGACAUCGACCUAGAAGUAUCGAUCUGGUUACACCAUUUACACCUGGUGUUUAAACAAAGAUGAAAGAAAAAGAAGCAACGCUCGAAAAGAGCACAUAUUAUGCAUUAUUUGAGUUUGUUAUAGAUAUUUGAAUCUCCAAGCAUUGCGAGCAUUACAUUAUCGUUGUAGAUAUAGGAUUAUGAAGAAAUAGGAAUAUUGGAAUGGGUAUGGGCAUUCGGCAUACAUACGCACGCGCGAGCAUCAUAGAUGGCUAGCAAGGAAAUUUGUGACGGAGUUAAUCAUGGAAUCUAAAAAAUGGGAAGGGCAAUUUACAUGCAUAAUGCAUUAUGGGUAUCAGAAAAGGAUGGGAUGGGAUAGGAUGGAUUGGAAUGAAAUGGAAUGAAAUGGAUGGGUAAAUACUUGGGAUGAGAUGAGAGUCUGCAAUGGCUUUACAUCGCUUUUAGUUUAAAAUACCUAUAUAUACCUACAUACACAUCUCUAACACAUCAUUUUAAUAUCUGAAUUUGAUUC
Botrytis deweyae is the source of this 2840-nucleotide messenger RNA. RefSeq lists its product as uncharacterized. The record is from RefSeq and is a predicted model, not a curated record. NCBI's taxonomy places the organism in Eukaryota, Fungi, Ascomycota, Leotiomycetes, Helotiales, Sclerotiniaceae. The coding region runs from base 1379 to 2383 and encodes 334 amino acids. The transcript has 3 exons.